Molecule: messenger RNA, 1587 nt
Organism: Oncorhynchus kisutch (coho salmon)
Lineage: Eukaryota; Metazoa; Chordata; Actinopteri; Salmoniformes; Salmonidae
Product: SPRY domain-containing protein 7
Exons: 5
Coding region: 270-851 (193 amino acids)
Molecular function (GO): protein binding
Source: RefSeq, a predicted model, not a curated record
CUCGUUGACUUCGUCGAUGUGACUCUGUUUCCGGAUAAUAUUUCAGCUCAAGGAAGGUUUCCACUAGUUACCACAGCCACAAAUUGUCUAUAUCGUAAAAUUCAUGAAAACUAAAAUUUGCUUUGUGUUCUUAAUUUAAGGUUAGGCAUAAGGUUAGCAGUAUAGUUUAGGUUUAAAAAUCACAUCUAAAGAAGUUACAUUGUAGAAAUACACGAGGUUUAUGACUUUGUGGCUGUGGUAAGUAGAAGAGACCGUGUAAAAUUGCUGCAAUGUUUACGUGUUGUCUGGGAUGCUGCGGAGAUGGGGGAACGGGGCAUCUUCCUCUCAAAGAAAUGCCCACCGUCCAGUUAGACACGCAUCAUAUGGGCACCGAUGUAGUCAUAGUGAAGAGUGGCCGGAGAAUAUGUGGCACCGGUUGUUGCCUUGCCAACGCUCCCCUGCACCAAAACAAGAGUUACUUUGAGCUCAAGAUCCAGUCCACAGGUAUAUGGGGGAUAGGUGUGGCCACUCAGAAGGUGAACCUGAACCAGGUCCCCAUGGGGCGGGACAUCAACAGCCUUGUCUUGAGGCAUGAUGGCUCGGUGUACCACAACAACGAGGAGAAAAACCGCCUGCCUGCCAACAGUCUUCCACAGGAGGGGGACAUCAUGGGCAUCACAUAUGACCACGUGGAGAUGAAUCUCUAUCUGAAUGGGAAGAAUAUGCACUGUCCAGCUUCAGGAAUCAGAGGCACCGUCUUCCCGGUGGUUUAUGUGGAUGACAGCGCCAUCUUAGACUGCCAGUUCAGUGACUUCUACCAUGCGGCACCGCAAGGCUUCGAGAAAAUUCUGUUUGAGCAGCAGAUCUUCUGAGCAGCACCUCCGUAUACCUCCAGACCUUUAUACAUACACACACACAACCCUCAGCUAAAAGUGCUCCUUGUUGCUCUGCAGAAAUCUGUGACCUCUUCGUUCCGACUGGUUUGAGUAUCCCUUUGUGUGUGUGUGUGUGUGUGUGUGUGUGUGUUGCGUUGCGUCCUAGUUACGCUCUGCUUUAAUGCUGUUCUGGGUCCAUGUGGGUAGUUUAGCUCUUGUUUGAUGCCAACACUGGAGCAGUAAGAAAACGGAUCCCCAAACAACAGUGUGGUGUGCAUUUGCAACUGAAAGUCAAUAUUUAUUUUAUUCAGUUAUAAUCAUCCUGAUUGCCUCAAUCUUUUAUGGUUGCUGAUUCUUUCAGAAAAGAGAGUUUAAACAAUGUUUAGGUGUUUUCUUAUUUAUAUUUAUUUGUUAAGCUGACACUAAUGUUCAAUGUUUUGUUUCCCUGAUAUUUUGAUUUGUUAUUUUAAUUAUGAUCUGUCUUUAAAAGUCAUUUGUUAUGGCUCUGAUUGGCAUUCCAAAUAUCAGCAAUCUGGCGAAGCUCUGCUCAUUGGCUGUAUUCGGGGAUGUGACAUUUUCCGACCCUACUGUAUUUCACAGGUCAGAUAAAUGCAUAUCCUCCUUUGAAGCGUGAAAACGGUCUUAAAUGUUAAAUGCUUAUUUUUGUUUGCACUAAUGAGAUGUAUGUUGAAUAUUAAACCAAAUACAAUAAAGAAACUUGUCUCUGAAAGCA